AAAAAACUGGGGGAAAAAAGUUUUGAAGUUUCGUUUACAUUGUUUUGGAUUGCUCUUACUAUUCUUGUCUAGGAAAGAUUAUCACCUUGUAAAUAUUUUUGUUUUGAUGUAUCUUAUUCUAUAUUUAUUCUUAAAAUCUUAUAGUUGUUGAUAUUUGAAUUCUUAUUUUAUAAUCUGCUGAGACGUCAGCUUAAAAGAUAAAUAUGAAUAUCGCUUCAAAACAGGACAAUCGAGAAUUACAUAUUGUUGUUAAUAAAUGCCGGUCUCAAGAUAACAAUGUGACUAAACCGGAUUACGGUACUCUACAUAAUCCAAAUUGUAAUUAUUACUUUAAUAAUAAUAAAAAUAAAAUUUACCGCCGUAAAAUACCUAAUCAAAACAUUGUCGCGAGACUAAUAAAACGCGAAACACAUUUUGUGAAACAAUCAGUUUCUUCACAUUAUGCCGUGCGACAGUUUCAUCAAAAUAUUGUUCCGAAUUGUACAGUGGUUGAUAUUGAAAAACCUCCAUGUUUCUUGCGGAAAUUUUCCCCUGAUGGUCAACAUUUUGUUGCAUUUUCAUUAGAUCAAACCUCGAUUGAAAUCUAUGAAUAUAAAGGCCCUGCAGCAGGUGAAACAUUACUGAGUAAAUUAUGUGUUGGACAACCUAAUGCAAAUGAUCCUGAUCAUCGAGGUAUUCGUUCAAAAAUAUUUGAACAAUUUUUCAAAUUGAAACAUACUGUCAAUGUGGCAGUGAAUGAUGAGCAAUUAAACAGAGAAUGUAGUUUAUUUACUGAUGAUGGCAAUCACAUUAUUGUUGGUUCUGCUGCAUAUAUCAGUGAUGAUAAUAUGCCACCCUUUUUUGAAAUUUAUAGAAAUAAUGAAUCAGUAUCUCCGAAUCCAAGAUCAUAUUUAGAAAAUUAUACUUUACAUUUAAUUGAUAUGAAAAAUGGAAUUCUCUGUGAUAGACGUACAUUUAAAACAGAUAAAAUUUUUCUUUCUCACAACCAAGGUUUAUAUUUAUAUCAUGAUUUCCUAUGUGUUUUGUCAGUUCAGCAUCAGACAAUUCAUGUGUUUCAAGUAAAAGAUAAUGGCACUUUUAUUAAUGUUCGUAACAUUGGCCGAUUUUGCUAUGAAGAUGAUGAACUAUAUUUGUCAAGUGUAAGAUAUCCAGAAUGGGAACCUUGCAAAACACCAUUUAAACCUUAUCGUGAAACUUCUAUUAAUGCCCUAAAACAUAGAAUUCUUGUAUUUUUGUAUAAAAGGGCUGUUGAAGAAUGUAAAAAUAAAGAUUCUCCCAAACCUCUUUGUGAAUACUACCAAAAUUUUGAGCAUUUUUGUCAACUCAGAAUGUGGAAAAUGCAGUUAAUUGAUAAAUCUCACCUUCUAAUUAAAUAUGCAAGUGAGGAUGUCAUAACUCUUCGACUGCCUGACCCCAAUGCACAACCAUCCUUUUUUGUAGUUUAUAACAUGGUCACUACUGAAGUAUUAGCUGUUUAUGAAAACACUUCUGAGAAAUUAUUGAACAUCUUUGAAAGCUUUUGUGAUUACUUCCGAAAUGCUGCAUUACAAGCGCCAACACAACUGUCUUGUUCUCCAUCCAAUAAUACAUAUGCUAGAACUUUACAGCACAGAUUCCAACAAACUAUUAUAAAUGCAAGAUUUGGUGGUCAAACAGAAGCAGUAAAACGUCUUCUAGCUCAAUUGCCUAUUAGUUCACAAUCUUAUAGUGUCAGUCCAUAUCUUGACUUGGCUUUAUUUAGCUAUGAUGACAAAUGGGUAUCAGUUAUGGAAAGGCCAAAAGCAUGUGGUGACCAGCCUAUUCGCUUUUAUGCCAGAGAUUCUGGACUAUUGAGAUUUAAAAUAUAUGCUGGUGUCCAUGGAAAAAAUCAUCCUGUUUCUGCAAGAAGAUUGGUUGCCUUUACUUUUCAUCCCUUCGAUCCAUUUGCUAUUAGUGUUCAAAGGACUAAUUCUGAGUAUGUAGUCAAUUUUCAUGUUAGACAUGUAGAGUCAGACUGAAGAAUCUACAAGUCAAGAAACUUGAAUCUUUCAUACUCGCAGUCAUUUCUCAUUAUUACUGCCUACUGUUCCAGUUUCUAUUUUUACCCCUUCAAUUAAGGUUUACCUCAACUUGGUAGUAUAUGUAAAGUUAUGAUCAAUCAUAUUAUUAACAAAUGAUGCAAUAUGUUUUUCAACAUAUCAUAUGAUGAUAAAUGAACUACAUAAAACUGAGUAAUUUUUCAGGUUUAAACAUCAUUUACUAUGUACUUAUCUGUAUAAUUUAUUAUGUAUAUUGCUGGCAAUUCAGAUUGAAUUUUGCUUGAAUAAGCAAUCAUUUUUAAAUGCAUUGAAAUAAUC
Argiope bruennichi is the source of this 2336-nucleotide messenger RNA. RefSeq names its product DET1 homolog (gene abo). Bases 204 to 1997 code for a protein of 597 amino acids. NCBI's taxonomy places the organism in Eukaryota, Metazoa, Arthropoda, Arachnida, Araneae, Araneidae. Gene Ontology annotation, biological process: protein ubiquitination; positive regulation of proteasomal ubiquitin-dependent protein catabolic process. The transcript has a single exon. The record is from RefSeq and is a predicted model, not a curated record. Gene Ontology annotation, cellular component: nucleus; cullin-RING ubiquitin ligase complex. Gene Ontology annotation, molecular function: ubiquitin protein ligase binding; ubiquitin-like ligase-substrate adaptor activity.